This is a messenger RNA of Tachyglossus aculeatus (Australian echidna), 2487 nucleotides long. It is a transcript of the gene PGGHG, whose product is annotated as protein-glucosylgalactosylhydroxylysine glucosidase. The record is from RefSeq and is a predicted model, not a curated record. Gene Ontology annotation, molecular function: catalytic activity. The coding region runs from base 152 to 2221 and encodes 689 amino acids. Lineage: Eukaryota; Metazoa; Chordata; Mammalia; Monotremata; Tachyglossidae. The transcript has 14 exons. Gene Ontology annotation, biological process: carbohydrate metabolic process.
CUUGGUCCAGUCCGGACGUUUCCUGAUCGGACCCCAGAGCUCCGGCCUCUAUUUCGGGACCCCUCGAAACUCCCAAAGAAAGGUCGGGAUCACCGUCUUCACCGUCCCAAGCCCGGUCCCGAAUCCACCUCCCCCAGCCCGAACCUCCACCAUGGACUACGGAGGCGUGGACGACCCGGCCGUGUUCACCUCCCCGACUCUGCCCAGUGACCCCCGCUUCCUGGCCACGCUCACCAACUCCUACCUGGGCACCCGUGUGUACCGGGACAUCCUACACGUGAACGGCGUGUACAACGGGGCCCUGGGGGACGCGCACCGGGCCGACAUCCCCAGCCCCGUCAACGUCCGGCUGGAGGCUCCCGAGGGCGUGGACGUGAGCCAGUCCUUCACCCUGGACACCAGGACGGGAACGUUCCUCCACGUGGUCGAGACGCGGGAAUUCACGGCCACGCACCGCAUCUACGCCCACCGCGCCCUGACCCACCUCCUGGCCUUCAGCGUGACCGUCCGGCGCGCCACCCCGCAGGGCCCGCCGGUCACCGUGCGGCUCCGCUCGGACUUCACCCCCAAAAGCCAGGACCUCGAUCUGCACCUGGGCCCCGAUUUCCAGGGGGCACGGUACCUGUGCGGGCGGACCCUGAGCCCGGAGGUGGCGGGCGGCCCCCAGCCCACGGUGCACAUGCUUUGGACCCCGGCCCCGCCGGCCCUGACCCUCCCGGAGGCGCAGCGCGAGGCCACGUGGCAGUUCCUGGCGGCGGUGGCGGAGGCCGAGGACGAGGUCCGGCACCUGUUCGAGGAGGGGGCGGCCCUGCUGCGGGCCGGCACCCUGUACCCCGCCCACGUGGAGGCCUGGGGGGCUCUCUGGGGGGCCAGCGGCCUGCACCUGGACGGACCCCUCUCCCUGCAGCGGGCGGUGCGCGGCUGCCUCUACUACCUGCUGAGCGCCGUGCCCUCUCCGGCCCCGGGGGUCCGGGACCCCUUCCACGGCAUCAGCCCCGGGGGCCUUUCCAACGGCUCCCGGGGCGAGGACUACUGGGGGCACGUCUUCUGGGACCAGGACCUCUGGAUGUUCCCCAACAUCCUGCUGUUGUGGCCCGAGGCGGCCCGGGCUAUCCUGCAGUAUCGGGUGCGAACCCUGAGCGGUGCCCAAGCCAACGCCCGGGACCAGGGGUACAAGGGAGCCAAGUUCCCUUGGGAAAGCGCAGCCACCGGACACGAGGUCUGCCCUCAGGACAUCUUCGGGACCCAGGAGAUCCACGUCAACGGGGCAGUGCUGUUGGCCUUCGAGCAGUAUUAUUACAGCACCCGGGACCUGCAGCUCUUCAAGGAGGAAGGAGGCUGGGACGUGGUCAGCGCCGUGGCCGAAUUUUGGUGUAGCCGGGUCACCUGGAGUCCCGAGGAGCAGUGCUAUCAUCUUCGAGGAGUGAUACCCCCAGACGAGUACCAGACGGACGUGGAUAACUCUGUCUACACCAACGUCCUGGCCCAGAACAGCUUGCGCUUCGCCACGUCCCUGGGCCGGGACUUGGGCCUCGCCGUGCCCAAGGAGUGGCUCCGGGUGGCCGAGAACCUCAAGGUGCCCUUUGACCCCAAGCGACGAUACCACCCGGAGUACGAUGGGUACCACUUGGGCGAUUUGGUGAAGCAGGCCGACGUGGUCCUGCUGGGCUUCCCGGUGCCCUGCGCCAUGGACCCGGACGUCCGGAGGAACAACCUGGAGAUCUACGAGGUGGCAACAACCCUGCAGGGGCCGGCCAUGACCUGGAGCAUGUUCGCCGUGGGCUGGCUGGAGCUGAAGGAGCCUCAGAGGGCACAGCAGCUGCUGAACAAAUGUUUUGACAACAUCUCCGAGCCCUUCAAGAUCUGGACGGAGAACUCGGACGGGACGGACGCCGUCAACUUCCUGACGGGGAUGGGGGGCUUCCUGCAGGCGGUCCUGUUCGGCUACACGGGGUUCAGGAUCACCAAGGACUGCUUGCGGUUUGACCCCGUGUGUCCCGCGGAGGUCAGGCACGGACAGGUGACCGGCGUCUCCUACCUGGGGAACAAGCUGAACUUUUCCUUCUCGGAGGAGGAGGUGACGGUGGAGGUGACUUGGGCCCAGAGCCAGGCCCCCGCCCUGGAAGCCAUGCUGGAAACCUCUGGCCAGUGUCUGGCCCUGCCACAGGGGCGGACUGUGUCCUUCCCCACCACAGCAGGCCGCAUCCAGAGAGCCUCCUGACAGGGAGGGGCCGGGAGCAGGGGCAGGAUCGGAACUCGGCACCGGAGCCCCGGCAUUCGGGGCCACGGCAGCUUCAGGCUUUGGACACCCUCAGGGUGCCCCCCACCCCCCAACCCGGGUCAUGCGGGGGUUCCCCUAAUGAUCCUUUGUUCCCAUCCUCCCUUCCACUCUCAGGGGCCUUCAGGGAAGCACAGGCAUGUUGGGAAGAAAACCAGGAAGCGGCCUAAAGGAAAUCAGGCUGGGGAUGGAGAAAGAUUUUAAUAAAA